UCGCCCGCCCACAAGAGGGUUCAAAAAGCUCGAUUUCCACCUCCGGUGUCGAGUUGCCGCCAUCUUUGUAUCCGUUUUAAUACAAAAAUAUAAUUUAUUUUCAUUAUCUAAGGUGAGGAGAACAUUCAAAAUAAUUGGGUAAAGUCAAGGAACUUAUGUCUGCAGCCUAAGAGCAUUCAUUUGAAGCCGUAUUGAGAUGUCGCUGGUGGAUUUGGGGAAGCGGCUCCUUGAGGCUGCACGGAAAGGCCAGGACGAUGAAGUCAGGACACUCAUGGCCAAUGGGGCUCCCUUCACCACAGACUGGCUGGGCACAUCUCCGUUGCACCUGGCCGCCCAACACGGGCACUAUUCCACUGCCGAGGUGCUGCUCAGGGCAGGCGUCAGCAGGGAUGCCCGAACCAAAGUGGACAGGACCCCUCUGCACAUGGCUGCUUCAGAGGGCCACAAUGUCAUCGUGGAUCUAUUAGUCAGGAGUGGCGCAGACAUUAAUGCCAAGGACAUGCUGAAGAUGACUGCUCUCCACUGGGCCGCCCAGAAUGGCCACCAAAGGGUAGCGGAGACGCUCGUGAAACAUGGCGCCGAUGUUCACGCUCUCAGUAAAUUUGAUAAGACGCCGUUUGACAUCGCAGGAGACAUCCAGAAUGCAGACCUUAUGCUCCUACUACAGGAGGGAAUGCAGAACCAGGUGAACAUGAACGCAGAGGCUGGUAUGACGGGGAGCUCGGCCCAGCCUCAGUUUAUCAUCCAGGGCAUCCCAGGGCUCCCGGGGGGUGUGGUCAACCUGGCAGACCUCCUCAACAACAUCAACUCGGCAGGUGACUCGGAGGAAGCCAUAGCAGCCAAUUCUUUGGACCCCGGCAGCAUCCAGCACAUGGUGAACGAGCAAGGUCAAAGGGUUAUCACCAUAGUGACCGACCAACACGGUAACCUACAGACUGGAGGGCUUGGUCAGCCAUUCUUUGUCACCAUGCAGAAUGGACAACAGAUGUUGGCGAUGCCAGCCAAUCAGGUGACAGAGGAGGUGGUUGAGGAGGAACCCCAGCCCCCGCCUGCCCGCAAGAGGAAACUAGAGGCCUCUGCCAACCACAUGGAGUCUGGAGACACGGAGCAGUUACAGAGGCAGCUGCAGGAGGCCAACCGGAAGGCCCAGGAGUACCGGCAGCAGCUGAUGUGCAAAGAGCAGGAAGCAGAGCAGUACCGUAUGAAGCUGGAGGCCAUGUCGCACAGCCAUACCAACGGCACCUCUGAGCAGGAGGAAGUGGUUGAGGAGGAGGAGGAGGAGGAGGAGGAGGAGGUGGUGGUGCUCCAGGAGGGAGACAUCAUCAUUAAGACGGAGGAGCUGGACUCGGCCGAGGAGCAGGUGACGCUGGUGGAGUCGGUGCCCUCCCACACCGAGGUCAUCUCAUAACACCAGACAGACUGAUGUCACUGAUGGAAGGAGAAAUGGACACGAACUCAGGCGACGGGGCAGGCUAUCAGCUUUUUCCAUAGCUCUUUUAAGUUUUUCCCCCCAUCUGAGUUUUUGUAUGUUUUGUUUGUACUAUAUUUACUUACUCUUUCUGCCGUUUCAGUAGUUUUUUUUUUCUCUCCCUCAAUCAUGUUUUUUUUUUUUUUUUUACAAGUAGUGAAAUGAGGAGCUGAAUAGUAGGAGGUGCAUCACAGGUUGGUUGAGGAGCCGGAAUGGGACCUGCUCAGCCUGUGGAUAAGGUUUCCUGCCUGGAAAACAUGUAUGCUAUCUGAGAGAAACGGGUCACUCGGUCUCUGUCUGUGGCGUCUGAGACAUGUCAGUGGUGUGGGAAAUACAUUUUCACGUUGCCAACUACAUAUCAUAAGAUGUCCAAGACGAGUCCAUCCGUGGUGCCAGAGGACCAGUCUGUGGAGAGAACACUUUUGUUUGUUUUUGUUCAGUUCUUUCAGGUCUCAAAAGUCUCCCUCACUCCUCCAUUCUACCACCCCCACCAUCAUGGACUCCACUGCAAUGGGAAUUAUAUUUAAGAAUACCUAUUUGAAAAUAACUGUCUUACAGGACAAAUGACAGGGCAUGCAGUUGGCAACAGUCAUUCCCAGCAUUUAUUGGACUCUGCAUUCACAAUGUAGUAAUGAAUUGUUUCAAAGUCGGGAAUUGUUUUGACUUUCAUGGCACCACGUUAGCUUUGUCCUCUGUGGGUGUUAUGGUCCGUGCCACUUCGAGUGCAGUGGUGAUUAUAAGUUUAGAAUAACGUCCUCCUGUUUCAAGGCCCCUGUGGCUUUAAUCACUAGUAGUCCCACUCCCCAAAGCCGGAGACGGACAGGAAUAAGGCUUUCAGAUUGCUGUGUCCUUCUGACAAUGACUAUGUCCCGUCACUUGUUUCUGCUACAGUUACUGUGCCGUUUUGUCUUCUCCCACCCUGAAUGAGAACGUGAACAACGUCUGGGUUAACAUUCAUCUCUCAGGGUUGAAGGGUGUUAAAGGAAAGUAAUAUCUGCCUGCUAUUCAGUAAGGGCCCAAUCUAAACUUGAGAUGCCAAAGCUGGUUUAAGUUGUGCCUACAUUUUGCAUUGACGUCAAUGGGGGAUUUCAACUAAAAUUAGAGUUCAGAUUUAUCGGGUGCUCUUGUCCAGGUUUAAAAUGACUUUAGUGGGUCUAACUGCAAUUUGAGUUGAACCAUGUCGAGUGACAGAUAUAAAUACCCACCAUGGCUAAUUCGGUGGAUGAAAUACACCACAGUUUCAGAAUUGAACCCCCCCCCCCCAGACCACUACUUGGCGGAAGAGGUCUGCUGUUUUGCUGGAAUACCGUUCCUAUGGCGGUCUCCACUCACCCAUUGUAAACUUAGACCGCUCUCUUCCUUUGAGAAGUCGACGUUCUCCACAAGUAUGAUAUUUCUUUUAUAAGCUCUCAGCAAGCCCUUUUAUUAUGUACAUAUAAAGUUGUAUUUUUAAGUGUAUCUGAAUGCUUUGGAAUGUAGACUGCUUAUAUAUGAUUUCUAAGCACAUCGUCCCCUUCUUAGUUUAGCAUCUCUUUGCCAGAUUGUACAGGUGAACAUGUAUGCACCAAAUGAUUAAAUAAUUCCAUUUACCAUGAUUUGACGGGUUUAUAGAUCUACCUGUUUCGCUACUGCUCUCACAGUUAAGGGCACUUGACCGAGUCACGAAUGACUUUGUGUGGACUUUGCUUGCUUUGAUUAAAAAGUAUGAAACAGC
Molecule: messenger RNA, 3182 nt
Organism: Oncorhynchus masou masou (cherry salmon)
Lineage: Eukaryota; Metazoa; Chordata; Actinopteri; Salmoniformes; Salmonidae
Product: GA-binding protein subunit beta-2-like
Exons: 8
Coding region: 197-1408 (403 amino acids)
Biological process (GO): positive regulation of transcription by RNA polymerase II
Cellular component (GO): nucleus
Molecular function (GO): transcription cis-regulatory region binding; protein binding
Source: RefSeq, a predicted model, not a curated record